GGGCAGGGUCGGCGGCGUCGGCAGCGGUGUCGGCGGCGGCGGCCGGUGGGAAAUGGCGGAGUACUUGGCCUCCAUCUUCGGUACCGAGAAAGACAAAGUCAACUGUUCCUUCUAUUUCAAAAUUGGAGCAUGUCGUCAUGGAGACAGAUGCUCUCGGUUGCACAAUAAACCGACCUUUAGCCAGACCAUCUUGAUUCAAAACAUCUAUCGUAAUCCCCAAAACAGUGCACAGACGGCUGACGGCUCACACUACCAUUGCCCUCUUGAACAUUUACCGUAACCCUCAAAACUCUUCCCAGUCUGCUGACGGUUUGCGCUGUGCUGUGAGCGACGUCGAGAUGCAGGAACACUAUGAUGAGUUUUUCGAGGAGGUUUUUACAGAAAUGGAGGAGAAGUACGGUGAAGUUGAGGAGAUGAACGUCUGUGAUAACCUUGGCGAUCACCUCGUUGGAAAUGUGUAUGUCAAGUUUCGCCGUGAAGAAGAUGCGGAAAAGGCUGUGAUUGACUUGAACAACCGCUGGUUUAACGGACAGCCGAUCCAUGCGGAGCUCUCUCCCGUGACCGACUUCAGAGAAGCCUGCUGCCGCCAGUAUGAGAUGGGAGAGUGCACACGAGGAGGCUUCUGCAACUUCAUGCACCUGAAGCCCAUCUCGAGGGAGCUGCGGCGGGAGCUGUACGGGCGCCGGCGCAAGAAGCAUAGAUCGAGGUCCCGGUCUCGGGAGCGUCGCUCGCGGUCUCGGGACCGUGGUCGCGGUGGUGGCGGCGGCGGCGGUGGAGGCGGUGGGGGACGGGAGCGUGACCGGAGGCGGUCGAGAGAUCGUGAAAGAUCUGGGCGAUUCUGAGCCAUGCCGUUUUUACCGUAUGUCUGCUAGAAAGUGUUGUAGUUGAUUGACCAAACCAGUUCAUAAUGGGAAUUUUUUUAAAAAACAACAAAAAAAAACAAAGAUGGGUUUCUGAAUAAAAUUUGUAGUGACAACAGUA
This is a messenger RNA of Equus caballus (horse), 981 nucleotides long. It is a transcript of the gene U2AF1, whose product is annotated as U2 small nuclear RNA auxiliary factor 1. The record is from RefSeq and is a predicted model, not a curated record. Gene Ontology annotation, cellular component: spliceosomal complex; U2AF complex. Gene Ontology annotation, biological process: mRNA splicing, via spliceosome. NCBI's taxonomy places the organism in Eukaryota, Metazoa, Chordata, Mammalia, Perissodactyla, Equidae. Gene Ontology annotation, molecular function: metal ion binding; pre-mRNA 3'-splice site binding.